Messenger RNA from Hipposideros armiger (great roundleaf bat), 1855 nucleotides. It is a transcript of the gene LAMP1, whose product is annotated as lysosome associated membrane protein 1. Gene Ontology annotation, biological process: establishment of protein localization to organelle. The record is from RefSeq and is a predicted model, not a curated record. The transcript has 9 exons. Lineage: Eukaryota; Metazoa; Chordata; Mammalia; Chiroptera; Hipposideridae. Bases 136 to 1380 code for a protein of 414 amino acids. Gene Ontology annotation, cellular component: lysosomal membrane; plasma membrane; late endosome membrane.
CUGCAGCAGCUGGGCCUCUCGACCGCGGGACACGCUUAUCUCACGCCGGCCCCCCAGGCGGUCCCCCAGCGCCCGCCCUCCCGCGGCCCAACCGCCGGACCCUGCCCUGCUCCCGCUCCGGCGGCCCUCGUGCCCAUGGCGGUCCCCGGCGGCGCCCGGAGGCAGCCGCUGCUCCUGCUACUACUCGCAGGGCUUGUGCACAGUGCAUCAGCAGAGUUUACGGUGAAAGAUGGCAAUGGGACAAUUUGUAUAAUGGCCAACUUCUCCGCUCACUUCCUGGCCAAUUAUAACACCAAGAGUGGUUUUAAGAAUGCAACCUUUGACCUGCCAUCUCAUGCAAAAGUAUUAAAUAGCAGUUUCUGUGGUAAAGAGAAUGCUUCUGACUCCAGUCUCGUGAUUGCUUUUGGAAAAGGACAUACACUGACCCUCACUUUCACAAGAAAUGCAACACGUUACAGUGUCCAUAGGAUGAGUUUUGUUUAUAACUUGUCAGACACAGAUUUUUUCCACAAUGCAAGCACCAAUGGUACAGAAGUCAAGACUGAGGCAUCCCCAACUGACAUCAUGGCAGACAUAAAUAAAAAAUACAGAUGUGUGAGCAGCAACGAGAUCCACAUGAGUAAUGUAACUGUCACGUUCCAUGAUACUACCAUCCAGGCAUACCUUUCAAACAACACCUUCAGCAAGGAAGAGACUCGCUGUGAGCAAGAUGGACAUUCCCCAACAGUGCCACCCACACCUCCCCACCCUUCGCCAACUCUAGCACCUGAGAUCCCCUCGGUGCAGAAGUACAACGUGAGUGACGCCAACGGGACCUGUCUGCUGGCCAACAUGGGGCUGCAGCUGAACAUCACCUACGAGAAAAAGGACAAUACGACUGUGACAGGAGUAUUCAAUAUCAACCCAAAUAAGACCCAUUUCAGUGGGAGCUGCACUGCCCAGCUGGUGACCCUGGAACUCUGGAGCCCGAACACCAUGCUCCUAGCCUUCCAGUUUGGAAAGAAUGCAAGUUCUAGCCGGUUUUUCCUGCAAGGAAUUCAGUUGAACAUGACUCUCCCCGAAGCCAAAACCCCCACCUUCAAAGCCACCAACAGGUCACUGAGAGCGCUUCAGGCUUCCAUGGGGAACUCCUACAGGUGUAAUGCGGAGGAACGCAUCCAGGUCACAAAGGCCUUUUCUGUCAACAUAUUCCAAGUGUGGGUCCAGGCUUUCCAGGUAGAAGGUGGCAAGUUUGGGUCUGUGGAAGAGUGUCAGCUGGAUGAGAACAACAUGCUGAUCCCCAUCGCUGUGGGUGGCGCCCUGGCAGGGCUGGUCCUCAUCGUCCUCAUCGCCUACCUCAUCGGCAGGAAGAGGAGCCACGCCGGCUACCAGACGAUUUAGCGUGGCAGCGCCGCUGCAGACCUGCAGCAGCUGCAGGGCCUCUGUUCAUUUCCCUGAGCUUAGAUUGAUGUUGAGGGAGGCACACUUUAUUGCAAACUGAUUUUCAAAUCUGCUUUAUCCAAUGUGAAAUUCAUCCUGCAACAUUUACUAUGCACAAAAGAGUAACUAUUAAAAUGACGGUGUUAAUUUUGCUAACGGGGUUAAAUAUUUUGCUAACUGGUUAAAUGUUAAUAUUUACCAAAGUAGAACUUUAAGGGGAGGGUAAGAGUGCUUUUCUAAAUGGGCACUGGCUCCACUAUCAUUUGGCUUUUUAAGGUUCUGGUGUUUGGUUUCUUCAUUCCUGACUCAUAUAUAAGCCUUACAAAAGGAGGGUCUCUGCUCUUAACAUUUUUGACUGAUGAAGUCUGGCUGUUAGACUGACACACUUAAGAAAUUAAUAGAGAAAAACAAUUUAAAACAGAAGUACUUCAAAAAA